AUGGACCUGGUGGAGGUGGAGGAGGAGGGCCUGGUGGUGGCGGCAGUGGAGGACCUGGUGGUGGCCAAGGAGGAGGAGGCCAAGGGGAUGGUCAAGGAGGAGGUGGCCAAGGAGGACCUGGUGGUGGCCAAGGAGGAGGAGGCCAAGGGGAUGGUCAAGGAGGAGGUGGCCAAGGAGGAGGCGGUCAAGGAGGAGGCCAAGGAGGAGGUGGUCAAGGAGGAGGUGGCCAAGGAGGUGGCCAAGGAGGAGGCGGCCAAGGAGGUGGUCAAGGAGGAGGCGGCCAAGGAGGAGGCGGUCAAGGAGGAGGAGGAGGUGGUGGUCCUGGAGGACAUUGAAAAUUUCAAGUGGAUGGGGUUAGAAAUUUCUCUUUUGUAA
Cryptomeria japonica (Japanese cedar) is the source of this 375-nucleotide messenger RNA. RefSeq lists its product as uncharacterized. Lineage: Eukaryota; Viridiplantae; Streptophyta; Pinopsida; Cupressales; Cupressaceae. The transcript has a single exon. The record is from RefSeq and is a predicted model, not a curated record. Bases 1 to 375 code for a protein of 124 amino acids.